This is a messenger RNA of Ostrea edulis (European flat oyster), 2084 nucleotides long. RefSeq lists its product as uncharacterized. The transcript is spliced from 5 exons. NCBI's taxonomy places the organism in Eukaryota, Metazoa, Mollusca, Bivalvia, Ostreida, Ostreidae. Bases 38 to 1207 code for a protein of 389 amino acids. The record is from RefSeq and is a predicted model, not a curated record.
GGAUCGGUAUCGUCAUAAUUUGGCGAGCCUUUCAAGUAUGGAAUACAAAUCUGAUGAUGAAAGUUCGUGUUUGGAGGAACAACCUGCCGCUGAUAGUAAACACACACCAAAUGGUUGUUCCAAACGAAGCAGGUCUUCAGACAGUGAUACGCCAUCAGUGUCAGGCUAUACAAAGAAGAAGAAAAACGACGCUAGAUGUUUACCACAGAGCGUUUCAUGUUGGUCACGGCUUUACACAGAAAGACUAGGUAUCUUCUUCAACGAGAAGGCAACAGGAAUUACGGAAUUCUUUAAGUUAUCAGAGACGAGUUACGCUUUUGAUUAUCCGCUGAAAGGGGAAAAUAAGAAUCUUCUCGACACUUUGGUUAAUGUAACUAAAGAAAAAAUGUGCAAGGCCAGAAUACUGAAUUGGUCUGUCACAGAGGAAGCAACGCAAGGGUUUCCUUUUCUGGAAGAAAGUGCCCGAUGUCAGGACAUACUAGCAGAUUUACAUGAUAUAGCUGUAAAGGAUGAAUAUCCAGACAUGCAUACAGUUCAGUACCUUAGAAGAAGUCACUACAAAGUUGAGGAAUUCUUUAUGCAGCUACAAAAACUUUAUUUGAAGAGAAAAGAUGGUGAAAAAUUAGCAGGGAGUGAUUUCAGACAACUGUUAGCUGGAUUUUCUAGAGUUUUCCAUCUUAAUGUAGAACAAGUUUUAAGUAAAAGAACAAUGAAGAUCGGAAGUUCCACAAUAUCAAGUGUACCAGACUUGUGUUUUUGGGCACAGUUUCCAUUUCCUCUGUACAGCGUAACCAUAGUUACUGUGGCUGAGGUAAAACUGGAUGAGAUGAAACAGGUAGAUGAAUCUAACAACUUUGAGAUCAGUAUGGCAGUAGGCAACAAAGUGCUCGGACGACAUGCUGGUGAAUUACUUCUCGAAGUAGGCAACUCAGCUUUUCGGAAUGUGGCUUUGGGAAUCAUCUGUAUGCAGACAAUGAUAAUUUUUACGUACUUGGAAAUCAGUCCUAAACAUCUGGCUCUGAUCGAGGAAAAGGGUGAUGCUGACUGCAGACUUGAAAUCGAUGGAAAAAGAAGUGGCACCAUCUACUACACAAGGCCUUAUGAUUAUAUGGUGGAGAAGGACAGAUGUGAAAUUUUGGAGUUUCUAUUUUGGUUAGGCCUCCAUUCACUUCCACUGGACUAUAGACCUAAGCCAGCGAGGGUGUAGUCAACGACUGAUAGUGAUCCAUUGAUGACUGAAAUUUAUACAGCCAAAUUUUAAAGCAAUUCAAGAUGAGGUUUGUGACUACAGGGAGACGACUCUGCAAGGAUCACCCAAAUGUUUGAAUAAAGUGGAAUUUGAAAUUGUAUAAUUGAUACAAGCUUGCAUGGUGAUGUAAAUAAAUUUCAUAGUUUAUUGUUAACCCAUACAUGGUUGAAAUUUAAUUGGGGAAAAAAGAAAUCAAAAGUGAAGCAUCAAAGUCCACACAAACUCAUUAGAGAUUGAAGUCAUUCUCUGGAAGAUCUGUUGAAAGCUGAAUCAAUUUUUGUGUCGCACAUUACCUCUCCAUGGGUAUGCUGUGUUGGAUGGGAGCCACAUCAAAACAACAUCAACAUCAAGAAAACGUGUGGGCUGGGAAGCAUAUUACUGCUUUUUCGGAUUACCAUUUCUGAAUGAAAGCAUUCUAGGUGUCCUAUAAUUCAUAUACACAUUCAUUUCAAACAUGAACUCGGAGCUCGCUUAAUAAAUCAGUGACUGGAGAUUUGGAAUCGGUGUAUAGAAUUAAAUCCGGACUCGUGAAAGCGGACAUUGCAAAAUGUUUGUGUUACACUAUUUGAACUUUCUACCAAAACAUUGAACACGCAAAUGUGUUAUGUUCUGUUCUUUGUUGCCGUAAUUGUAAUUUUACUUCAGAACAGAAAUCUCAAAAGUUCUGAUAUUGUACCAACAAAAACAAACUUUUUGACAGAAUUUUAACUAAAAUUGUUAAGCAAUAUAGAUUGUGUUGCAUGUUCAUAAUAUAAAAGUCACUAUUUUUAAGUGUAAAAGUGUUUAUAUGCACAAAUCACGAAUUUUUAAAAAUAAAAGUUUUAAAAAAAAUCCA